UAUUCUGCUUCAGCAGUGAUGUUUUGAGUUUUGCGGAGUGAGGUUGUUUUGGAAUUUUCCUCUGUGAAGAAAAUGUAAUUUUCUCUGUGAAAAAAAGCACAAACAACACACAAAAAUGCUACCAAAAGUGAUAUUACUCGCCUGUGGCUCCUUCAGCCCCCCAACCCCAAUGCAUUUCCGUAUGUUUGAAAUUGCGAGGGAUCAUUUCCAGCAGAUGGGCACGGCGGACGUUGUGGCGGGCGUCGUGUCCCCCGUGCAUGACUCGUAUGGGAAAAAGGGCCUCGUGGCGGCAAAGCAUAGAACAUCAAUGCUGAAGCUGGCCCUGAAGACAUCCGACUGGAUUCGCGUGUCCGAAUGGGAAACGCUCCAGGAUGGAUGGACACGGACGCGUGUAACGCUGCAGUACCAUCAGAACUACAUAAAUUCCCUGCUGAGUGAGGAGAAUAACCGCGAGACGAUCCCCGCGUGGUUGCCAAAUAGCCUCAAGCAAAUGUCCGGAACGGUACAGGUGAAGCUCCUCUGUGGGGCUGAUCUUCUAGAAUCUCUCAGUGUGCCUGGACUGUGGGAGAAUGAUGAUAUUGAAGCAAUUCUGGGUCAUCAUGGGCUCGUUGUGAUCUCAAGAAGUGGCUCCAAUCCCGAGCAGUUUAUCUUCAAUUCGGAUCUCCUUAGCAAAUAUCGGCGAAAUAUAACGAUUGUUACGAAUUGGGUGCCAAAUGAAGUGAGCUCAACGAUGAUUAGGAGGCUCCUGAGUCGUGGGCAAUCAGUAAAGUACCUCCUGGAGGACACUGUAAUUGAUUACAUCAUGAAAAAUUCCCUCUUCGGAGCGAAUAGUCAUAAGUACAUUUUAACGCCAAAUCACAAUGAGAUUGCAUACUUGCAAGCCCCAUCGCCUGGGAAUGGUGACGAUGGGAUUGUGCUGAAUUUGCACAAAGUUGACAAUAGUGGGCAUCAGCGGCAGUACGAGGAUAUGGAUGAGACGGACUAUGGGUCACAGAGAUCGUUGGAAUACUCAACGAAUGGCAGUGGGGAGCUGGUGCGCCCGAAGAUGUUCUGCUGCGGGGAUUCGCUGAACAUGAAGACACUCCGCAAUCGCCCGGGGCAGGCUGUGCAGAUACGCACGGAUGCAUCGGGGAGUCACAGCACCGUCGACACAGACGAGGUAAAGAAUAAGAAAUUGAAGACAACCGCAUGCCCCCUUUAGAUGAUGUUCGAAGACCAAAAAAAUGUGUUACUGUUUACCGGCUGCUGUUAUCUUUCGUUUGUGAUGUUUAAACUGCAAAGAUUUUUUCGUUCAUUUUUUUUUAUUUCCUUUCAAAGAAUUUUUAUUUUAUGUAUUUUUUAAGUGUAUAAAACACACACAUCUAAUUCUAUAAUAAUAUAAAUUAGCUACAUUAUGAAACUUUUUUUGGCAAUUUCUUUUUAAUGUUUUCUUCGGAAAAGAAGAAACAUUUAUUUUUGUUGCCUCAAAGUUCUAUAUUUUUCAAUUUAGAUAAGUGGAUGGACACGAGAUAAAAAUGCUUUAGGUUUUGUUGGAUUCAUUUGACAUGAGUUCAAUGUGACAGAUGUCAGAAAUCUGACAGAUGUUCCUUGACAUUUUUAUCUUCGGUGACAUCCGCUUUAGACUUUUUGAUUCUUGCAGGCUGUUCGGUUUUAGAAAACCAAGAAAAUUUUAUUUAUGACAUUUUUGAAUAGAAUUUAAUUAAAUAGUUAUAUAGUUACAUUUAGUGAGUUGGAUUUAGAGAACCCAUAGUAUACAUAGCAAUUUACCAAACUAUUUUUUAUGGAUGAUUUUAAAAAUAUUAACGAGUUAAAAUAAUGAACAUUAAAAUGUAGAAAAGGUAGUAUUUAUUUCUUUUACAAUAUAAAUUGAAAUCUUUUGGCAUUCAGUUUUAAAUGAAAAUUGGGGAAAGGCAAAUAAAUUUUUGUUAUUGAUUUAAAAAAAUAAUAUUUAUACAGUCACGCUUGCAUAAACUGACAAUUAAACAUUUUAAUUUUAAUAAUUGUUAAUCAAUAUCUGACUAUAUUAUACAUGAAUCGUAAUGACCGACGAGGUAGUUAUAAUAUUUAAUUAAAUAGAAAUUGUUGAGAAAGCUAUUUGCUCAAAGAAUUUUUGAAAUAUUUUAGCAUGAGCGAACAUUUUUUAAAUAGUUAACAGCCCCAAGUGAAAAUCAAAUCACCCUGAUUGUAUGACUAUUAAUAAACAGAAAAAUACCUUAAUCUUUUCAGUGAUAAAAAUUAUAAAAUUAUUGAUACAUUUAAACGAAACAUAUUUAAUGUAUCAAAUUGAUUAAAUAGAGAUUGUAGAAAAAAA
Molecule: messenger RNA, 2311 nt
Organism: Lutzomyia longipalpis
Lineage: Eukaryota; Metazoa; Arthropoda; Insecta; Diptera; Psychodidae
Gene: Nmnat
Product: nicotinamide/nicotinic acid mononucleotide adenylyltransferase 3
Exons: 5
Coding region: 116-1201 (361 amino acids)
Biological process (GO): NAD+ biosynthetic process
Molecular function (GO): nicotinamide-nucleotide adenylyltransferase activity; nicotinate-nucleotide adenylyltransferase activity
Source: RefSeq, a predicted model, not a curated record